AAGAGCUUAUAACUCACACAUGUUGGUCGACCAAUCAGCAUAGCCUGCGGGGGCCGAAAGCCGGUAGGUUACACUUGGAUACUAAUAUACACAAGACAAACAGACAGAAAGAGAGUCAGGGACAGACACUUUUUAUCUCUCUUUUUUAUUUAUUUUGAAGAGAAUCACUGGAUCUCACUUGAACCCGAGAGAGGAGGGGACCACCUGAUUGUCCUUGCGAGGUCUCACACAGUAGAUGCACGCCUACACCGACAGAGAAAUGGCCAUUCCCCGGAUGUUUAACUCCAACACGCCGUUCAUCAUCGUGACCGGAGGGUCCGAACUCUCGUUUCUUGGCAAAGAGGACGACGGCCAAGGUUGUGAGGAGGAGAAGGACUCGCUGGUCCAAGCCAUCGCCCCCCAUCUGAGCCGGGUGAUGCAGCACGGCACCGCCAAACAUGUGGUCACAGAGGGGCGUGACGUGUCUGAGGAGAAUCCCUGUGUCUCCAUAGUCGCACAGGCUGAGAGGGAAGACUUCCAGGAGUUCAGUCCAACCUGCACACAGUGUCUCUACUCAAGGUCUCAGCUGCUCAAAAAACACAGGUCUCUCGGUGAGGAAUCUGCCUUCGUGAGUGACACGGAGGACGAGGAUGUGGCCGGCAAACUCCCGCUCCACCACCUGCAGAGGAAACAGCGCAGGAAAACCAGAAGCAGACAGAGCCAGGACGAAGGGGAACAACCUCCGAUCAUCCGCGGUCUGUGGGUGCAGGAGAUCGAUUGGCUGAAGUCAGCGGACGGAGACACGAUGUCAUCCACUGAGAUCAUCCCGCCUCCUCCUCAGUUUACUGACUCAGCCUCGUGCCCCUGUAGCCAUGGAGACCUGCACUCCUACAUACGCGAUAAAUGCUGCAGCUGUGCAGAUGCAUGUGACUGUGUCAGAGGACUGGAGGAUGUGUCCGUGUCAGAGGACCAAUACAGAUCAAUAGAGACAGAUGACACAUCCAGCACUGAUGACAGGGAGGACUCAGACUCUGAUUGUGGUCUGGACCGGGACUCUGAAUCUAUCUGCACUCAUGAAAGUGACUCAGACUCGUCCUACUGUGCAGAGGAUGACAAACGAGUUGAGGCCAGAGUGUCAAAUUCGACCUUUGACCUGAUGCGUGUGUCUGGUUUUACCUCCUCAUCCUGUCAUGCUGAGUGGGAUUUGGACUCCACGGGGUGUGUGCAAAGCCUGCUGGGAUUUUCAGAGUCCGCCUUCACCCCAGACACCGUGAAUACGUCCCAGUGCGCCUUUGGUGUUGAUGACCUGGGUGAUGUUGACACAGUUUUGGACGAACUAAGAGGCAAAGUGAUGCGGAUGCCGAAGCCGUUUGUUUCACCUUUCUUCAAAGAUCUGAUCAAACAGACUCUAAGUGACUGGAAACACAACGUUCCUGUGAACGAGGGAGUCUUAUUUCAUCAUCAACUGCAGCCCAGUCGCUCUCAGUACAGGGAGGGAGAGGAGUACUGCACCCUUCACCACAUCCAGAACGGCUCAUACGGUGAUGUGUUCAGUGUCCGGGACAAAAGGACUGGAUUCGAAUGUGCAGCCAAGAGGAUUCCACUGAGUCAUUUCAGCAGUGAGGAGGUGAGCACGUGGAGCGCUCUGGACUCUCCUCGGGUUGUGGAGCUGUUUGGGGCUGUGAGGGAGGGGUUGAACGUCGUGCUCUUCAUGGACUUGAAGCCAGCUUGUUUGGCACAACUCCUGAAAGAGAUGAACUCCCUACCUGAGGAUCUGGCCCUGCACUACCUUCACCAGUCACUGGGGGCGCUAGAACACCUGCACCACAGAAAGGUCCUUCACCUGGACGUCAAAGUUGACAAUGUGCUGCUGUCUGCAGACUGCAGAGACACAUUCCUCUGUGACUUUGGUCUCUCAGAGACAUUAGAUGACAGCGGAUGGAGCACCAAGGCUUUCAGGGGAGCUGCCUUCCCGGGCACAGAGACCCACAUGGCCCCGGAGGUGGCUCGAGGGGAUCAGCUCUGCGCCAAGGCAGAUGUGUGGAGCAGCUGUUGUAUGCUACUGCACAUGCUCAACGGCUGCCACCCAUGGAUACGGUACUAUUCCCAUCCGCUGUGUCUGCAGAUCGUCAACGAGCCUCCGCCUCUGUGGGAGGUGCCGUCCACCUGUAACAACUUCACGGCCAAGGUGUUCAGGGCCGGACUCCAGAAGGACCCCGACAGACGAGUAUCUGCAAAGGAGCUCAGGAGGAAAACCACCAAGGCCCUCAGAGCAGUUGGAGGUCUGAGUCCCUGGUCUGUCAAAACCGCCUGUGAGAUUCUGCAUCAUGGCAAGAACCAGACUGAAGACACCCCUUGCUCUUUGUCCCUGGGGAGCACCCCAAACAAACAAUCAGCUGCUGCCUCAGCACCCACCAUGUACUGGGUGAGCCCCUGGAGAACGACAGCAGUGGACUGCGAAGACGUAGACUCAGAUCAAGACUCUGAAGUGCAGACAGAUUCUUUAACUGGGGAUUGGGACUCGCAGCCAAAAUCACUACGGGAUGAAAAAGAUUGGGAAACUGGCUCCGAUUCAGAAGUGGACAUAUACAUGGGAGAGGAGGAAUUCACUCAGGAGAAAUGGCCAAAAAGUGACAAGGACUAUGAGGGGGAUUGGGAGGAAGAGGGACAAGAAGAAGAAGAGGAGGAGAAGGAGGAAGAGUGGGAGUCUUCUGUGUCCACAGAGUACCUCCGCGCUCUCAGAGGCCUUUUCCCUUUGCUGCAGAAAGGCCAGCAGACAAACGACAGUUCAUGGGGAUCAGAACCAGAGCUGGAAUACCUCAGAGACGAUGUAGCUAUUGGCACCAUGAUCCGGACCCCCUCCCCUGAACCUCGAGAUGACCCCCCCUCCUGCUUCAGCUGCUCAGAUACAUCGCAGAUAGAUGCCUCAGAGAAGGACUCUGACCAUUCAUCUGAUGACCUGAGCUCCGGAGUCUUUUCCUCCUGCAACAGCCAGACGGACAGACAUUUGGAGUGGUUGGCCUCAGCCAAUCAGCCUUCCUCAUACUGCUUCGAAGGUGUUGACAUCUGGAUAGAGAAUGUCCAGGGCGAGUGUCUAAGGAUCCGUGAACGUCGACAGGUCAAAGUUGGUCAUGUUGCCAUAGGAAUAAGUGAUCAGAUCUCGGGGAAGGCCUUUACUUUGGAAACCCUGGACAGGAAGCUGGUGUCUUUUGACCAGGAAAUCAAAGAGUCUGGUGUAUGGCUCCGCUGUGUUCCCGCUCCUGACACAUGUCAGCGCUGGAGGUGGAGGGUCAGAGACGGCAAGCUGGAACUCCAGGAAUGAAACAAACAUUUUUGUUAUUUAAUUUUUUUGUAUGUAUUGUUUGCACUAACUUAGGUUGUGUUUGUUCUUAAAUCAUGUGGACUGUAUUUGUAGAUGUACAUGUUGGAAUCUACUGGGUAAAAGCUGGAAAACUGCUGCUUUUGUGAGAAAUGUGAGAUUAGUGACUUUUAUCCUUGAAUAAUGUAGAACGUUAUUUUAGAGAUGGAUUCCUCAGAAUUAGGUCAAGUGUGUGCACAAGUACAAGGACUCCGAUUUCGAGCAGAUCUAAAUAUACUUACAGCUCUUAGAGCAUAGGUAAACAUAAGGGUACCACUUUCUACUAAGGCAUCAUUUGUAAAUGGUUUAUAAGCUUUAAGGCUUUAUUAAUGGUUAAUAAAUGAUUUAUUAAUACUUUAUUAAGAAGAACAACUUUUGGGUUCCCAGGUUGUGAAAAAAUACUUAUAUUCUGGAGAAGCGCUGCAGGAUGUCUGGACCAAAAUCCAUUUAUAGCCUCACUAUUAACAUUUACAACCACAGUCUUGAUGUAUUAUUGUGAGAACCAUUAAUUUUUAUCUAUUAUUAUUUAUAGUUGCAUGUAAGUGACAAACUUAUGCAGCACUUUUCUAGGGGGUCAGUGGUCAAACAGUGCACCGGAGAGGUCUCGCUAAUGGAUCAAGGAGCUAAAAAAGACAAGAAAAGUCAUGGUGUGCACAAGGAGGAUUUGUUGUUCUUAUUAAUGGGGUAUUACUGUAAUUAAUAAAUGAUUUAUUUACCAUUAAUAAAGCCAUUAAUUAUAGCUUGUAAAGCCUUUAUAAAUGGUGCCUUAUCAGAAAGCAAUACAAAAAUAGAUCCAUAUAUAAAUAUAUAUUAGAGUUUGCUACCUGCCAUUUCUUUAGAAUGAGCAAAGCUGCUUAAAACAAUUAAUAAUACCACAUGAGCCCUCAACACUUUAAUACUUGAAUGUUACUGACAUUUUAUUUCUUAAUAAAAAAUUACCGUCAAGGUUAAAGAA
Messenger RNA from Seriola aureovittata, 4292 nucleotides. RefSeq lists its product as uncharacterized. Lineage: Eukaryota; Metazoa; Chordata; Actinopteri; Carangiformes; Carangidae. The transcript is spliced from 15 exons. Bases 236 to 3301 code for a protein of 1021 amino acids. Gene Ontology annotation, biological process: positive regulation of canonical NF-kappaB signal transduction; protein phosphorylation. Gene Ontology annotation, molecular function: ATP binding; protein kinase activity. The record is from RefSeq and is a predicted model, not a curated record.